Capronia epimyces CBS 606.96 is the source of this 1230-nucleotide messenger RNA. Its product is annotated as acetyl-CoA acyltransferase. Gene Ontology annotation, biological process: phenylacetate catabolic process; fatty acid beta-oxidation. The record is from RefSeq and is a predicted model, not a curated record. Bases 1 to 1230 code for a protein of 409 amino acids. Gene Ontology annotation, cellular component: peroxisome. Gene Ontology annotation, molecular function: acetyl-CoA C-acyltransferase activity. The transcript has a single exon. Lineage: Eukaryota; Fungi; Ascomycota; Eurotiomycetes; Chaetothyriales; Herpotrichiellaceae.
AUGGCGCACACCAAAGGUCUCAAGCAGAUCCUCUCAAAACAACCUACCGAUGUUGUUAUCCUCUCGUCCCUUCGAACUCCUGUCACGAGAGCCGUAAAGGGCGGCUUCCGAGAUGCCUACGACCAUGAACUUUUGUCCCAUGUGCUGCGUGCCACCCUCGCCGCAAACCCGAACCUUGACCCAGCUAAAAUCGACGAUGUCGCGGUUGGUGUUGUGCUCGCCGAACUUGGUGGAUCAAAAGCUGCCCGUAUGGCACAAUUACAUGCCGGCUUCAAUGAGCGCACUCCUUUACACACAAUAAAUCGGGCUUGUAGUUCAGGGUUGGCCGCCGUCACGAGCAUAGGCAACAUGAUCACCGGGGGCCAGAUCGAUAUAGGCAUUGGGGCGGGCAUGGAGAGCAUGACCAAAAACUACGGAAGUAAAGCUAUUCCUACAAUGCUGUGGGACGAGUUGAGGAACAGCCCCGUCGAAAUAGCUCCAGACUGCAUCAUGCCCAUGGGGCUGACUAGUGAAAACGUGGCAAAGAGGUAUGGCGUGAGCCGAGCAGACCAGGAUGCCUUUGCUGUCGAGUCACAUCGAAGAGCGUCCCAUGCGCAGAAGACCGGGCUGUUCAAUUCGGAAAUCAUCCCGGUCAAGGUCAAGCAAUAUCAACCUGAGCACCCCGACGCUCCGCCCCAGGAGGUUGUCGUGGACAAAGAUGAUGGUAUCAGACACGACGCCAGCCUGGAAAAGAUGGCCAAAUUGAAGCCAGCAUUUGCACAGGAUGGAUCCUCCACGGCAGGUAACUCAUCACAGGUGUCCGACGGAGCAGCUGCCACACUGCUUAUGCGACGUUCCACUGCCACAGAGCUCGGUCUUAGCAAGUCGAUCAUCGGAAAAUGGGCAGGAACUCAGACCGUAGGCUGCCUCCCGGACGAAAUGGGUGUCGGGCCUGCAGUCGCCAUUCCGAAGCUACUUGAUUACACCGGCUUAAAGGUCGACGACGUCAACAUCUGGGAACUCAACGAGGCCUUUGCUAGCCAAGCACUAUAUUGUGUCAGAAAGCUGGGCUUGGACCUGGAAAAGGUCAACCCUAGGGGAGGGGCAAUUGCUCUCGGACAUCCUUUGGGCAUGACUGGUACAAGACAGCUGGCGACCUUGAUGCCUCAAUUGAAUGAAGGCCAAGUCGGUGUGGUCAGCAUGUGUAUCGGAACAGGUAUGGGUAUGGCUGGCUUGUUUGUGAGGGAAUGA